Messenger RNA from Calypte anna (Anna's hummingbird), 2280 nucleotides. RefSeq names its product CD82 molecule (gene CD82). NCBI's taxonomy places the organism in Eukaryota, Metazoa, Chordata, Aves, Apodiformes, Trochilidae. The record is from RefSeq and is a predicted model, not a curated record. Gene Ontology annotation, cellular component: membrane. Bases 250 to 1047 code for a protein of 265 amino acids. The transcript is spliced from 10 exons.
GCUGGCUCAGCGCAGCCGCCAGCUCCGCCCCGCGGGGCCAAGAACAGAACCGGGGCCACAGCGGCGGAGGGAGGGAGCGGACGAGCGAACGAGCAAACGGGCAGCUGAGACGUCCCGACCCCGCCGAGUAGGUUGGGAGGGUGCAGGUGCUGUACAGUUCAUCUCUGCUGGGGCAGAAGCAGCACGGAGCUGGUGGCUGGAGUAGGAGUGCUGUGAUUUAGUACCCCUUAUCCCCCUAAGUGAAAGAAGAUGGGGUCUGGCUGCCUAAAAGUCACCAAAUACUUCCUCUUCCUCUUCAAUCUCCUCUUCCUUAUCCUGGGUGCUGUGAUCCUGGGUUUUGGGAUCUGGAUCCUGGCUGACAAAAGCAGUUUCAUUGCUGUUCUACAGAUGUCAUCUCCUUCUCUGAAGACUGGUGCCUAUGUCCUCAUUGGUGUUGGGGCUCUCACCAUGCUGAUGGGCUUCCUGGGCUGUCUUGGAGCAGUCAAUGAAAUCCGCUGUCUCUUGGGUCUGUAUUUCACCUGCCUGAUGGUAAUCCUCAUAACUCAGGUUGCUGCUGGACUGGUCAUCUACUUCCAGAAAGAAAGGCUGAAAGAAGAGCUGUCCCGCAUAGUUGGAAAUCUGAUUGAAAAUUAUGACCCUUUGAAUGAUGAUGAGAGGAACCUGCAAGAUGCAUGGGACUACGUGCAGACACAGAUUGCUUGCUGUGGCUGGACUGGAGCAAAGGACUGGGAAAAUAAUGAGAUUCUUAUCAACCAAAGCAUGACUGCCUAUCCAUGCUCCUGCUCCAAUAGCUCCAAGGACUUGCAGGUGGAUAGUGGUUUCUGUAAUCUGGAUGUCCUUGUCAACACCACUGCAACCUCUGCUGACUGGCCUGUCCAUGAGCAGGGAUGCAUGGAUGGUGUGGAGAAGUGGUUAAAGGAUAACCUGGGUGUCAUUCUUGGGGUCUGCACUGGUGUUGGUGUUAUAGAGCUGCUGGGGAUGAUCCUGUCCAUUUCUCUCUGCAAGAACAUACACAGUGAAGACUACACCAAAGUGCCCAAGUCUUGAGUUGAGUGACUCCAGAGCUCUGGCACCCCAGAGAAAGAAGCAACCAGAACAUUCCUGCCUCACACCCAGACUGUUUAACCAUUGACCACUCUUCCUGUGACAUCCCAUUUCUGAUACCACUCUGCUAAGGACUCUUAGAGCUGCAAUACAACCUGAUUUUCUGGCAAUAGGGCCCUGAGGCCACCUGCAUCCUGUCUCUGGAUUAUUUUUACUUCAAGAAGCAGAACUUAACUAUCUCACAUCACACAAGGCACCAGAUAACCUGAGGAGACAAUGCUUUUGCUGCCUGCUCCAUGUUAAUACACUUGAUAUUUCUGUUCUACAACCCACUGGGCCUAACAUGAAAUAAAUCCCCUCUCCCCUGGUCCUCCUCUCACCCAUCUUUCCCCCCAAAGUUCCAUCUUUGUCCCAUGAGCCAGGAUUGCUGUUGAGAUUCCAGUGCUUCAGUAGAUUCAGCUUCUUCACUGACUGGUGGUGGUAACUAGUGGUGCUUUAUAGGGCUUUUCCUCCCUUGCAGUUAACCUCAUUGGACUCCUACUGUGCAUCCUUCAUCUGUGCAUCCUUCUUGUGCAACUCCUCUGCCUCCUUCAUCCUUGGCUCUCAUCUGAAACACUGAGUGCUACCCUUGUGCUCCCUUCUCCUGCUUCUGGAGUCAGCUCUGCCUUGCCUUGGAGCAUGAUGAGAAACCCCUGAGAGGAGGGAGCCAAGCCCACCUAUUUCUGGCUUUCCACCUUUUUUUGGCUUGGCAGACUGUGGUGGGGAAUGGGUCCUUUGGGUUCUGGAUUCAACACACAUUUCUCCCCCUCUGCCUCUUUACCUUUUCCUCUCCCCCCCCCCUUCCCUUUGCUGGCUCUUGUCAGCUUGGAGGCACUUCAGAGGCUGCUGCCCUCUGGGGACUCAGCUCUGGGCUGGCAUUGCUGAGGGCAUUCUUGGGUUGCCAACUUUUAUAGAGGUUGUGAUUAGCUUUAUUUUUCCCUUUCCCCCCCUUCAUGAGCAUAAAAUCUGUUAGCUGUGGUUUUUAAUCAUGAAUAUUGAGGGAUCUGACUGGAUUGCUGAUGCUCUGUGUUGGAGUUAUCACUGCUCCCAAUGCCUACUUUAGGGUCUGUAGCUGGGAUGCAAGGAUAAGUUGCUUUUAUUUCAGUUCUCCACUCUUCUGACUCCACUGCAGUCUGAAGCCAGGGCUGCAUCCUGAGCUCUGUCUCAAGUGGCAGUGUUGGAGCAGAUCAGUACCUG